Puntigrus tetrazona (Sumatra barb) is the source of this 3848-nucleotide messenger RNA. RefSeq names its product SH3 and multiple ankyrin repeat domains protein 1-like. Gene Ontology annotation, cellular component: postsynaptic density; postsynaptic membrane; dendritic spine. Gene Ontology annotation, molecular function: synaptic receptor adaptor activity; ionotropic glutamate receptor binding. The record is from RefSeq and is a predicted model, not a curated record. The transcript is spliced from 2 exons. NCBI's taxonomy places the organism in Eukaryota, Metazoa, Chordata, Actinopteri, Cypriniformes, Cyprinidae. The coding region runs from base 985 to 3663 and encodes 892 amino acids.
ACCUUUUAACCAUGACUGUUGAUCUUUGGGCACAACUGUGAGUUGAUGAGUCUCUUAUCAGCGCAGCAGUUCACUCCAGCAAAACAAGUUUUAAAAAAUGCAUCAUAAAAAAAACCAAUGCCAGGAAAUUCCCAAAAAUCUUUCUAUCUGGAGGCUCCUCCCCCUUCUGUAUUGGCUAACCACUCUUAAGUCCUCCUCCACACAAUCAGCCUUUUGUGUCUAAGCCCCUCCCUUACUGGAGCAAAAAUGAUGUUGCUGAUUAGCUGACUUACCUGAAUCUGGCAGAGUACCGGGAGCAUUUCCUCAACAAUGAGAUUGACGGCUCUCACCUGCCUUCUCUGACAAUAAUAUUAUCUUGGGUAAUAAGUACUUUGUUCGCUGAGUUGAAUAACUGCACUGGAACUAUGGUUGUCAUGGCAGUCAAAAUGACGGUUUACAGAUGACCGCGAUGACUUGUUGUUGCAUGAACGCAAUGGAUCCAUUGUGAUCCCAGAGGCUGUUAUUGAAAAUAAGAAAUUGUUCUUAAUUAACUUGCCUGGUUAAAUAAAGGUUGAAUAAAUAAGAAAGGAAAGUACAUGGAUUGCAUUUCAUCUCAUGUUUUAAUAAUCUUGAUUUUUCACUGCUUGUGGGCUUUUCCCAAGCGAGUCUGAGUAGAAUACUUCACUAAUAAAGCCUCAAGAAUGCAUGAAUGUCAUUCACCGAAACCAAUGUCCAAGGUCAGGAUGUUUGUUAAAUAAUACAGGGCGUUUUGUUUUUUUGUUUUUUUGCCAAACCCUGUAAUAUAUCCCCAGAGCACUUGGAAUAUACAGCAUAUGUCAUAUAGGACCAUUCUGUUGUACUUUUAUGCUUUUUUUAUGUUGAUUGCCUAUUAUUAUGGACGAGCGCAUGGGAUUAUUAUUUUUUUAAACCCCGCUUUUGUGGUCCACAAAAAAGAAGGGCAUACAGCACUAGAACAACACAAGGGCUGAAACUGAUACCAGCAAGAUGGGAGGAGCGAGAAUGGGUGGCCUGAGGCGUGGCUACAGCAAUGCCACGCCUCCCUCCGAUGUAGGCCCCAAGCAGUCCACCGCACAGCGGAACCAAGCUCCAGCCGUGGCCAAAAUUGCAGGUCGGCAAGGUGGAAAGGGGCUGUUAGUGAAGCAGCGCAAGGUGGAGGAGACCGGCCGAGAAAAGUUGGAAAAAAGUUCCAUUUCCAUCCCAACAAUUAUUGUGAAAGCGCCAUCUACCAGCAGCUCUGGGCACAGCAGCCGGGCGAGCAGUGAGGAUACAGAACCGUCUCCUGAGAAUAACGAAGAGCAAGAAGACGCAAAGCCUCAAAACCCAGUCAUGACACCUACACCCACUCCACCUCAACCACCUAGCAUCCCAUCAAAACUGGAAACACUGGGCAAGAGCACAGCACAGCGGGAACGCGAACGCUACCGUGACUCCCGCCGAAGAAGCACCUCUUUCUACUACUCCUCUGAGGAGGACAUGUUAGAUGAGCAGGAGUCUGCUCAGACUUCCCUGGAGGCUAGCACCUCCGCACGAUUGCGCCCUUCUAAAUCUAUCGAUGAGGGACUGAUCUCCGGUGAUGCCUUAAGCAUGCCUCCUGCAUUUGGGUUGCCUCAGUAUGCAUCAGCUACACCUCAUCAAGCCACUACCUUCAUCCACCCAUUGACAGGGAAGGUUCUAGACCCAACAAGCCCACUUGGACUGGCGCUGGCGGCUCGUGAGCGAGCACUGAAAGACGACCGGCGUACUCGUAGAGAAGAGCGCCACUUUGGUCGGCAGAUGUCUAGCACCGGAGCGUUUCCUUCUGCCGUCUCGUCUCCAAACCAAAAACCAGUUCCUCCGUUUUACAUCUACCAGUCACACACCUCUCUUUACCUUAGCGGUGCCUCUCCAACAACAAGCGGGCCAGUCCCGCAGAGUCGCCCUCAGUCCCCUCGGAUGCUUCGAUUAAGUGGUGGUGGGACAGGGAGCUUGGAAUGGAGUGAACAGAAUAUUGUGGAUCGAGAGGAAAGAGGGGCACCAAAGGUGCGGUUUACAGAUAAUCAAGCCAGUCAGUACCAGUCUCACCUUCAAGACAGAGCCAAUCAGUACCACACUUACAUGCGGGACAGAGAAAGGGAAGGGCACAAGAGGAUACCUCCCAAGCCUCCUCCCCGCAGACCUUCCUUUAUAGGCAAGGAGAAUGAACUUGGCACAGCUGACAGAAAUCUCACUGGUAAUUCCCAGGAUGACAGAGGAGGACAGAAGAUGGGAGAGAGUGGGAUGGAAAAGGAGGGAGAGAAGGAUGCAAAGAGAGGGCAAAAUCUAGGAGUUGGAGAGGGUGGCGAUGUGAUGGUGCUUCCACCCCCUGCUCCGUCUGUGGAUGUGGAUGACGAGUUUGUGUUUGCAGAGCCCCUACCUCCCCCUAUACAGUUUGCAAAUGGAAUAGAAAUAGACACCCGUGGAACAACAGAAUAUAAUCAACAACAACAACAGAAGGAGCUGUCAGGAUCUCAGCUACCCAAGGAGCAACAGUCUCUGCAAACGCUGUCCAAACCCCCGCAAGACGCCAUGUCCCUACCAGACAACACGCAAGCUGACUCACAGCAGACACCCGUCCAUCCUUCUGCUGUGGUGCAUCCAUAUCUUUUCCCACCUUCUCCUCUAAUCCCCCCUCCACAGCUGUGUCCCAAAAUACCUCCUGCAAACCUGCCCCAGUCACAAACCUCAGGCUAUUCCCAGCACCCGAACACCAGUCAACCCCAACCUUUACCCUCGCCACAAGCGGGAGACUCUGCCGCUUCUAGUCUUACAUCUUACGACAGUGAGGUGGCCAAUCUGACCCAGUCAGCUCUCUCCCCAUCUCUCCCUUCUCCUCAGAUAUUCCCUUCAUCGAGUUCCCCUUCUGCCCCAACCGCCUCAUCUGACCCUAUGUCGCUGCAUCGUCCUCUCCCGCUUUUCUACCCUCAGCAAGGCCAUGCCAACAUUUCUAUGUCAUAUUCCACUGUGGCUGCAACUGCAGCUGUAAUGACUGUCACCACAACAAUGCCUUUGGAAAAUACAUCAGUUAUCGCAGGUGACCGACUUCCUCCGGCACUUAAGGGCCGCGAUUGGUCGGAGGCUGUGGUCGAUUCUGGGAUUGAGGAACUGGAUAGUCACAGCAGCAGCGAUCACCACAUGGAAAACUUUGGAGAACGACGAGAACAAGAAGGAGGCAGAGAGAAGGAGAGGGGAGGAAGACGGAGAGAAAGCAUGGAGAGUGGGAUAGUAGGAGAUGGAUUCAAAGGAGACCGAAGAGUGUCUCUGGAUUCGUCUCUUUCUCAUCCUGAUAAAUUCGCUCAAAAAACACACAAACCACACAUGCAUAAAUCCAAACCUCCAAACCCGCCACUUGCAAAAACGCACACUCAGAAUAUGUCAAAAUAUCACAUGCACACAGAAAAUGGACGAACCGGACCGCCGCUACAGCGGCAGGCUAGCACCGCUCCCAACAUAUACAGGUCAAGGGAAGAGGAAGAGCAGGAACAGGGAAGAGGAGGCGAUGCUGCAGUGAAGAUGCCGUCAUUUAUGGAUCGUCGUCUGAACUCUCCUCUCUCCAAUGUUAAGGCCAGCAUUAUAAAUGAACUCAGCAGUAAACUACAACAGCUUGGUGGCUGGCAGAGUCAGGCACCACCGACAAAUCAUAGGUGAGACGUUUUGUGAAAUUAAAAAGACACAGAAGUUUGUGAACCCUUUAAGAAUUUCAUAGAUUUCUGCAUUCAUUAUGUGGUAUAAUGUACAGUUAUAUUUUAACUAUAUACCUUUUUCCUCCAACUAUAUCUCAAAUGGAGUGUAGGUAAAAAAUAUAAAUAUUAUAAAUAUAGUAUAUAUAAAAU